AUGUCUUUCCGGUUACAUCUCGUUCGGCACGCAGAGGGGAUACACAACCCCGGCCACGACACAACCAUUCUCGAUCCUCCAUUGACAGAAAAGGGGAUCGCACAAUGCCUGAAACUCUGCGAAGACUUUCCGUUCAAGGAGAGUGUUGGCCUAGUAAUGACAUCUCCGCUCCGACGCACUCUUCAAACAGCACGUCUGGGCUUCCAACAAACCAUCGAUGAGAAGUUUUACGCCCAAGGCUCCGGGGCAGGAGUUCAAAAUGGAGCAACCCUUUUGUUAGAGCCAGAUGUGCAAGCACACUCCGCUCGGCCAUGUGACACUGGCUCAGAUAUCGCGAUUUUACGUUCGGAGUUUUACGAUCUCCCAUGGGAAAUCUUGGAUUUAGAUCCCACAUUCCCAGCAAAGGAGGGGCUUUAUGCCAGUGAUCCGGAGAGCUUGAGUCUGCGCGGAGCACGAAUUCAGCGUCGAUUGGAGCAGAAAUUUAAAGAACUGAAGGACAGCAAAAGACCUGACAUUGCCGUUGUUACACAUGGCGGGUUUUUGAGCUCCGUCAUCGGUCAGGAGAAAACAGAAGUCGGACAAGCAAGGUGGAAGACGUUCAUGGUGACAUUCGAUCAGGAUUCGAGAAUUGAUUCGAGAAUUCUUGUGGAAUCAGAGUGA
Penicillium roqueforti is the source of this 660-nucleotide messenger RNA. Its product is annotated as histidine phosphatase family protein. The transcript has a single exon. Lineage: Eukaryota; Fungi; Ascomycota; Eurotiomycetes; Eurotiales; Aspergillaceae. The coding region runs from base 1 to 660 and encodes 219 amino acids. Gene Ontology annotation, cellular component: cytoplasm. Gene Ontology annotation, molecular function: phosphatase activity. The record is from RefSeq and is a predicted model, not a curated record.